Messenger RNA from Drosophila obscura, 1244 nucleotides. RefSeq names its product inactive pancreatic lipase-related protein 1. The record is from RefSeq and is a predicted model, not a curated record. The transcript is spliced from 4 exons. NCBI's taxonomy places the organism in Eukaryota, Metazoa, Arthropoda, Insecta, Diptera, Drosophilidae. Gene Ontology annotation, molecular function: lipase activity. Gene Ontology annotation, biological process: lipid metabolic process. Bases 106 to 1194 code for a protein of 362 amino acids.
UGAUUGACACCUGUCCCUGUCCUGGUUUAUCUAAGAAGUUGCUGCCACUAUAAAAUCGUAGCUGCUUUGAGCCGUGCCACAGUUUAAGUCGUCGGACAUUCAAAUAUGUUGAAGCUUUGCUGGCUAUACGUGGCUGUGGCCGUGGCCCUUGCCUGGCUGGCUGUUGGCAUACGCGGUGAGGUGGCUUUGAGUCAGGAGGACUACAACAAGACUUGGAUCUACAUGCCAAAUGGCGAGGGCAAGCCAGAGGUCGCCUAUUUGGUGGAACCACCGCCGGAGAAUCGAAUCAAUCUGCCGCAGCUCAUCAAAUUUGAGCUCUAUGGAAGCGAUGCCUCUCUCAGCUCCAGUGCAGACUUCUGGAUCGACGACAACAACUUUGAGUUCUCGCAGCGGCACAAGCGCGAUACCUGGCAGGAAAUGGCCGAGAAGUUCAAUCCCGCAUUGGACACCAAGAUCCUCGUUCACGGCUGGAAAUCGAGCACCAUGAGCAACUCCAUUCAGUCCAUUCGCGGCGCCUACAUAGAGCGCGGUCAGGUGAAUGUCUUCGCCAUCAAUUGGCAGGAUCAGGCGGACAAUAUCUAUUACCUGACCCCGGCACGCUACACGGUGCAGGUGGGCAGGGCGGUGGCCAAGCUAAUCGAUCUGCUCGUCGAGGAAAAGGACGCAGAUCCGCAGCGCAUUCACCUGAUCGGGCACAGUCUGGGUGCCCAUAUAAUGGGCUAUGCGGGCUCGUACACCAAGUACAGGGUGAAUCGUAUAACAGGCCUGGAUCCGGCACGACCUGCCUUCGAGGAUUGCAUUGGACCGGAGAAUCAUUUGGAUGACACGGAUGCCAAUUUUGUGGAUGUCAUACACAGUUGUGCGGGCUAUUUGGGCUUUCGCAAGCCCAUUGGCAUGGUGGACUUUUAUCCGAAUGGCGGUGGGCCACCGCAGCCCGGCUGCAAGGAGCUCUCGCAGAUUUUCACUGGUUGCAGUCAUGGCCGCUCCUACGAGUACUAUGCCGAGUCCAUCAAUUCCCCCAAGGGUUUCUAUGGCGUGCCCUGCUCUGGUCUGGACGAGCUGAAGGGCAAGAACUGCACUGGCAGCAAAAUCCUGAUGGGUGAUCCAGUGCCACGCGAUGCUCGCGGCAUCUUCUUUGUGAAGACCGCCAACAAGCCGAGCUAUGCCCUGGGCAUAGGCGAAAUCUUGAACUGAUUUGCGUCAUUUUCUGUUUAAAAUAUCAAAAAUUAUUAAUAUUAUUAUUA